UUCUCUUCUCUCCUCCUGUCAUAUUCUCUCCUCUACUUCUCCUCUCCUCUCCUCCUCCUCGUCUCUCCUCCAUAUUUCCACUCCUGUUACCCCCUCUCCUCUCCUCACCUCCUCCCUCCUCCUCCCGUCUCCUCCUCUCUCCUCUGCCGUGUUUGAGGAUGACCCCCAGCGUCCCCGUGCCGCGCCCGUCCUACUCCCAGGCCAGGGAGAGCCUGGUGAGGGCCAUCCCCCCUAGGAUCAUCUGCCUGCUGGCCUGUGGGGGGAGAGACUGCCGCUACGAGGGACCAGCUAGCUGGAGGCAAGGCCAGCAGGCCAUAAAAGGCCUCUUCUCCUCAUGGGUGACGGAGGACAUUGUUGCCAUGGCAAGGCCGUCUACUCACCUCAUUAAGAAAUACAACAUCAUACAGCAGUUCCAGAAGCUGAACAUCAAAUCCCUCAUCAACAUGCAGUUGCCAGGGGAACACGCUCGCUGUGGGCCGGGCUUGGAGCUGAGUGGGUUCACCUACUCUCCCCAGGCCUUCAUGGACAAUCAGAUCUACUUCUAUAACUUCGGCAUGCCUGACUUUGGGGUGUCAGCUCUGGUUGGGAUGCUGGAUGCGGUGAAAGUUAUGGCAUUUUCCGUGAGCGAGGGGAAAGUGGCCGUGCACUGCCAUGCUGGACUUGGACGGACAGGCGUGCUGAUAGCGUGUUACCUGGUGUACACCCUCCACAUCAGCGCCAGUGAGGCGGUGCACUACGUGCGCAUCAAGCGCCCGCGCUCCAUCCAGACCCGUGCUCAGAUCAGCCUGGUCUUCGACUUCGCCCGCAUGCUGGGCAGCCAGCUGCUGCAGUACCCCUGCCUGACGCUUCGCCACGGCAACCCCUUCAGCCUGUGGCAGUACCUGCAGCGCCAGGCGCUGCUUCUCCACGGCAGCCAAGCCCGCAUCCUCAAACACACACCCAAGAUUGUGCACCUGCUCUGCUGCCAGCUCACCGCUAUUGCCCUGGGUGACGAUAGCCCUGAUGAGGUCUAUGACGAGCUGGAAAGGAGGGCGGCCAUUUUGGCUCUGCAGCGCACUGUGAGGGACACCCUGGUGAAGAAGAAGUUCCUGCCGGUGCUGAGGGAGGAGAGGGACGCGAGGCGCUCAUCGUCCGUGUCCUCCGUGUCGUCGUGGGACGAGCCGUUCGGCUUCCUGCAGAGGAAGAGGGAGGUGCUGCUCACCAAGCGCUGCUACAGCGAAGGGGACCUCAGCAAGAUCACACUCGGUGAGGAUGAAGACUUCCUGGCCCACUCCGUCAUGAUGGCGGAAAAUCAGAAGGAGAAUCCGGAGCUGCUCUGCGAGCUGCUGCGUGACAUGAAGACCCCCGUCCCGCCGCUGUACGCGUUGACCAGGGAGCAGUGGACCCAGGAGGUGGAGAGACUGGCGCGCUACCGUGCCUGCACCCCGAUGCUCUACAACGGAGUCGCCGCCAAGAGGCCCAAGUGCAAGAUGAAGAAACCCCCCACACUGUCCAAGAACAGCUCCAGCAUGGAGCUUCAGAGAAAUCAGCGGAACACCAGCCAGGUGUCCAUAGUGAGGGUGGUUGCCAGGGCGAUGGCACAGCAGUAUCCUCCCGAGGACAGAGUGCUCGCUAGAGUCGCCGUCUUACAGGAUGAACUGAACAAGAACGUGUGCGGCUGGGCAACCAUCGCCAUGGAAACUGACCCUAAAGUCCUCGCCCAUCUCCUGUGGACCUGGUUGGACCGACUCAAGGAGCCUGUUCUGAGUCCCAGUGACGUCCAGAUGUUGAUUUCAACCCAGACAGACCAGAACCCCCUUCAUGUCUUACAGAAGAACCAACGCUGCACCAUUUCCUGUCUACUGCGCUGUAUCUGUCAAGUCACAAGUCUGUGUCCAAUGCAAGAGGACAGUAUGCUAAAUCAUCUUAUAAGAGCGCUAACCAGGCGCCCUCUGCAGGAGAUUGAGAACAGUGCUGAAUUUCUGCAGAUAUUCAGGAACGCGAUCAGAGAUCAUCUCCUGGCCAAUGCGCUUUCCCGCAGCACACAUACACAAUCCGGCGCAGAUACAUUGGCCAACACCCACGGAUGAUUAAAGUCAUAACACUUUCUACACACACGGGUCAGGUGAAGGGAAGACGGAACAGGGGAAAUCUUGGUGGAAAAUACUGAGAUAGAGUUCUUUGACACAAUUACAUUUUGUUUGUAGACUGCUACUUGUUUGGAAAAUGAAUAAAUCUUUUUACAUUUGAAACUCAA
This is a messenger RNA of Clupea harengus (Atlantic herring), 2236 nucleotides long. Its product is annotated as protein tyrosine phosphatase domain-containing protein 1. Gene Ontology annotation, biological process: cilium assembly; protein dephosphorylation. Lineage: Eukaryota; Metazoa; Chordata; Actinopteri; Clupeiformes; Clupeidae. The record is from RefSeq and is a predicted model, not a curated record. Gene Ontology annotation, molecular function: protein tyrosine phosphatase activity.